Messenger RNA from Anopheles maculipalpis, 2781 nucleotides. RefSeq names its product glutamate receptor ionotropic, kainate 2 (gene Ir8a). Gene Ontology annotation, cellular component: postsynaptic membrane; plasma membrane. Gene Ontology annotation, molecular function: glutamate-gated receptor activity; transmitter-gated monoatomic ion channel activity involved in regulation of postsynaptic membrane potential. The record is from RefSeq and is a predicted model, not a curated record. Gene Ontology annotation, biological process: synaptic transmission, glutamatergic; monoatomic ion transport; modulation of chemical synaptic transmission. The transcript has 4 exons. NCBI's taxonomy places the organism in Eukaryota, Metazoa, Arthropoda, Insecta, Diptera, Culicidae. The coding region runs from base 1 to 2781 and encodes 926 amino acids.
AUGUUUCUGAUAUAUCUUAUCAUUUUUGGGAUGACACUGCGACAAACAAGCUCAUCCAAUGUGACACACCAGGCGCAAGAUAACAUUGCGAUCGGCAUCGUGAUAGUGCACGAAAAGGAGCAACCGGACAUUCCCACAAUGGUUGCUGAUGCGGUAAAGAAGGUGUCUGCCAAAUUUAAAGGAGUUUCGAUAAAUGAAUACUACAUUCCAUACGAUCGGGAGCGUCUACAGUUUGGUGACGACGAACAGUUUUGUGAUGCUCUUUCUCAAGGAGUUUCAAUACUGCUGGACGUGACGUGGAUUGAUUCAAGAUACAUAUCUAGUGCCGCAGAAGAAUUCGGAAUCCCUUACUUUCAUAUCGAUCUAUCCAUACAAACAUAUGUCAAGCUUAUGGAAAGUUUUCUUCUGGCUCGCGGUGGCAAUGACGUAGUUUACAUUUUACCGACUCGGCAAGAUGUAGAUGCAACGAUUUAUCUACUCAUAGCAGAUUCAUACCUUCGCGCUAUCGUCUUCGGAGAACUUGACGAGGAUACGGUGGUUCGAAUUAAAAAUCUUCGUCCCUACCCAUCGUUUUACGCCGUAGUGGCGGACACAAUGCAAAUGAACGCCAUACUGCACCAAGCCAUCGACAGUGGGCUGGUGCGUAAGCCAGAAAAGUGGAAUUUACUGUUUACCGAUUUGCAGACAGACAAAUAUGCACACGGGGACACAUUUCCCGAGAUGCAUCGUUUAAUGCUGGACAGAAACGCUUGCUGCAUUCUCUUGCGACAGCUUCCUGCUUGUGAAUGUCCCGAUUCGUUUGAUCCAACAGCCGUUCAUCUAGAAAAUGCGCUGGACAUCAUUUUAGGAUGGUCCAUCGACAGUGUUCCUACACUUUCGGUACGCGCAAUCAACUGCACGCCGGAACUAGAUCAAGAGGAAGUCGCACGUACAAGCGCAGGCCGAAAAGAACUGUUGCGUCAGAUGGCCUUGAUGGCGCAAUUUUGGAUUGCUCAAGAAAACGAUAUGAUACGGCCCAAUCUUAAUCUCUCGAUUAUCAGCACACUCACAAAUCAGAUCAUUGGAAGUGUAACGCAAGGCCAGUCGGUGCUGGCGGGUAAUGAAACGUUUCAGCCUAGUAAACGAUUUUUCCGUGUAGGAACAACGGAAUCUAUACCAUGGGCAUAUCGCAAGCGUGAUUCGGUUGGAAACAUUCUGCGCAAUCCGAUCACCGGAGAACCAAUCUGGGAAGGGUACUGUAUCGAUUUCCUGCAUCAGCUGUCCAUCGUUAUGAACUUUGACUACGAUCUCGUUUCCCCACGAAACGGUACCUUCGGGCAGCGCGAUCCAGACGGACGAUGGGACGGGCUGGUGGGAGAUUUAGUAACGGGCGAGAUUGAUUUUGCUAUCGCUUCGCUCAAGAUGACUGCCGAACGCGAGGAAGUGGUCGAUUUUGUGGCACCGUACUACGAGCAGACGGGCAUUCUCAUAGCAAUGCGCAAACCGGUUCGCGAAACGUCAUUGUUCAAGUUUAUGACCGUGCUGCGGCUGGAGGUUUGGCUGAGCAUUUUGCUCGCCAUCGUUGCCACCGCUGUCAUGCUAUGGCUGUUGGAUAAGUUUUCCCCGUACAGUGCGAAAAACAACAAGGAUGCUUAUCCUUACGAGUGCAGAAAUUUCACGCUUAAAGAAAGCUUCUGGUUUGCGCUGACCUCGUUCACCCCGCAGGGUGGAGGUGAAGCACCAAAAGCACUGUCCGGUAGAACGCUGGUUGCUGCCUACUGGCUGUUUGUGGUACUAAUGCUGGCCACGUUUACAGCGAAUCUGGCCGCCUUCCUCACGGUCGAACGCAUGCAAACGCCUGUACAAUCGCUGGAGCAGCUAUCGCGCCAAAGCCGCAUCAAGUAUACGGUCGUAAAAGAUUCCGAUACGCAUGACUACUUCCGUAACAUGAAAAACGCGGAAGAUGUACUGUACCAAAUGUGGCGCAACCUUACACUGUCCAGUGGAAACGAUCAGGCACAGUAUCGCGUUUGGGAUUAUCCCAUUAAGGAGCAGUACAUCAAUAUCCUUUCUGCGAUCGAAUCGGCCGAACCGGUAGCGACGGCAGCGGACGGAUUUCGGCGCGUCAACGAACACCUCGAUGCGGACUUUGCGUUCAUACACGAUUCGGCCGAAAUCAGGUACGAAAUAUCGCGCAAUUGCAACUUCACCGAGGUGGGCGAGGUGUUUGCUGAGCAGCCGUACGGGAUAGCCGUGCAGCAGGGUAGCCAUCUGCAGGACGAACUUAGCUACUUCAUACUGGAGCUUCAAAAGGAGCGUUACUUCGAGUCACUUACGGCCAAGUUUUGGAACAACAGUGCCCGCAGCCACUGUCCCAACACCGAUGACAGCGAGGGCAUCACACUGGAAAGCUUGGGUGGUGUGUUCAUAGCGACACUGGUCGGAUUAGCGCUGGCAAUGAUCACACUGCUCGGCGAGGUGAUUUACUAUCGUCGCAAGGAAAGAAGUCGUAACUUUAUUAAAGUGGUACCGUUCGGUAACGUGGACAGACCGAUAGAACGGAGCGACAAGCGCUUUGCACUGAAGGAAAAAUCGAUCGCCGUGGUAAAACAGCUGCUCGAUUUGGACACCGCGCCGCCGCCAGUUAAGGCUCGCGGUGCCGGGGGUCCAAUGAAAAUCGGCACGAAAAAAGAGAAACCGAUACCGAAGGAAAUUACGAUCGGCAGUAAGUUUGUAUCGGCGGCCGAGAAGCAACAGAAACUGUCCUACAUUGCAAUCAUGCCUAGGAAUCCUAUACAUUAG